This is a messenger RNA of Antechinus flavipes (yellow-footed antechinus), 1744 nucleotides long. RefSeq names its product aldehyde dehydrogenase 3 family member B1 (gene ALDH3B1). Gene Ontology annotation, molecular function: aldehyde dehydrogenase (NAD+) activity. Gene Ontology annotation, biological process: aldehyde metabolic process. The transcript has 10 exons. Gene Ontology annotation, cellular component: cytoplasm. The record is from RefSeq and is a predicted model, not a curated record. Lineage: Eukaryota; Metazoa; Chordata; Mammalia; Dasyuromorphia; Dasyuridae. Bases 161 to 1570 code for a protein of 469 amino acids.
UUGCUGACUGUCACUGCACUCAGUGUCUACACUGCUAGCCGUCCUCAGAAUCCACUUGCUGACUGUCACUGCACCUGGUGUCUACACCACUAGCCGGCCUCAGAGCCAGUCCCGAGCCCUCCUGCUUCUUCUGCCCUAGUCCUGGGCAGGCAGAAUCGGGAUGAAUCCCUUCGCAGACACCGUGCAGAGCCUCCGGGAGGCCUUCCACUCCGGGAAAAGCCGCCCAGCGGAGUUCCGAGCUGCCCAGCUCGAAGGGCUGAACCGCUUUCUAAAGGAGAACCGAGAUUCCCUCCUGGCUGCCCUGGCCCAGGAUCUACGCAAGCCUCCCUUUGAGUCGGAGAUCUCCGAGAUCAGCAUCUGCCAGAGUGAGAUCAACCUGGCUUUGAACAGCCUGCACAGCUGGAUGAAGGACGAACAUGUGUCUAAAAACCUGGCCACCCAGCUGGACUCGGCCUUCAUCCGGAAGGAGCCCUACGGCGUGGUCCUCAUCAUCGCCCCCUGGAACUACCCUCUGAACCUCAUGCUGGUGCCUCUGGUGGGGGCCAUCGCAGCAGGUAACUGUGUGGUGUUAAAGCCCUCCGAGUUGAGCAGCGGUGUGGAGAAGGUCAUAGGGGAGGUGCUGCCCCGCUACCUGGACAAGAACUGCUUUGCUGUGGUGCUGGGGGGCCCCCAGGAGACCAGCGCCCUCCUGGAGAACAGAUUCGACUACAUCUUCUUCACAGGGAACACCACCGUGGGCCGGAUCGUCAUGGCCGCAGCCUCCCAGCACCUGACCCCCAUCACCCUGGAGCUGGGGGGCAAGAACCCCUGCUACGUGGACGACAACUGCGACCUCCAGAAUGUGGCCAACCGCGUGGCCUGGUUCCGCUUCUUCAAUGCGGGCCAGACGUGCGUGGCCCCGGACUACGUGCUGUGCAGCCCGGAGACGCGGGAGAAGCUGCUGCCCGCCCUGCAGCGCGCCGUGACCCAGUUCUACGGGAAGGACCCCCAGAGCUCCCCGGACCUGGCCCGCAUCAUCAGCCCCAAGCACUUCCUCAGGCUCCGGGGCCUGCUGGGCAGCGGCCGCGUGGCCCUCGGCGGCCAGUCGGACGAGCAGGAACGCUACAUCGCCCCCACGGUGCUGGUGGAUGUGAAGGAGACGGACCCCGUGAUGCAGGAAGAGAUCUUUGGGCCCAUUUUGCCCAUCCUGACCGUGGGCGGGGUCGAGGAGGCCAUCGCCUUCAUCAGGAAGAGGGAGAAGCCCCUGGCUCUGUACGCCUUCUCCAAUGACUCAAAGGUGGUGCACCAGAUGCUGGACCAGACCAGCAGUGGCGGCUUCUGUGGGAAUGACGGGUUCAUGCACAUGACGCUGACCACGCUGCCCUUUGGAGGAGUAGGAAACAGCGGCAUGGGCAGGUACCACGGCAAGUUCAGCUUCGACACCUUCUCGCACCAGCGAGGCUGCCUGCUGCGGAGCGCGGGGCUGGAGAAGUUUAACUCCCUGCGCUAUCCGCCCUACGCCCAGCGCAACCUGGGGCUGCUGCUCUCCUUGGUGGAGGUGGGCCGCAAGAGCCAGUGCACGAUCCUCUGAGCCGGCUCCGCCCGGGGCUCGGUGGCCGCGGGGCUGAGACGAACUUAAGCGAAGACUGCUGGGGGCAGGGGCCUCCUCGGACUCGGGGGGCUGCCUCCUUCUGUACCUGGGCCGGGGGGCUCUGGGCUGCCCCACGCUGCGCAGUUUAAGUAAAGGUCUGGUGGGAAACCCAAA